AUGGCCGAUCCGGACACCUACCUCCGGCAGCCCUGGCGCAUGGUGCACGGCAUCCCCAUGGUCAGCGCCUUCGCCCACGACUGGGAGCGGGUCGACACCUUCCAGAGCCGCCCUGAGGACAUCGUGGUGGUCACCUUCCCCAAAUCCGGCACCACCUGGGUCAGCGAGAUCGUGGACAUGAUCUUGAAAGGCGGUGACGCCGAAAAAUGCAAACGGGAUGCCAUUGUCAACCGGGUGCCCAUGCUGGAGUUCGCCGCCCCUGGGAAGAUGCCGGCAGGCACGGAGCAGCUGGAGGCCAUGGCGUCCCCUCGCAUCAUCAAGACCCACAUCCCAGCUUGCAUCUUGCCCAAAUCCUUCUGGGAAAACCGCUGCAAGAUGAUCUACGUGGGGCGCAACGCCAAGGACGUGGCCGUCUCCUUCUACCACUUUGACCUGAUGAACAAGCUGCACCCGCACCCCGGGACGUGGGCCCAGUACCUGGAGGAGUUCAUGGCUGGCAGAGUGGCAUAUGGCUCCUGGUACGACCACGUCAAGGACUACUGGGAGCGGAGGAAGGAUCACCCCAUCCUCUACCUCUUCUACGAGGACCUGAAGGAGGUGAGGGACCGGGGUGGAUGGUGGUGUGGGGUCUGGUUUGCCAAGGUGGCCCGGUCCCUGGGGCGGGAGCUGCCGGAGGCAGCGCUGGACGCCAUCACCCGACACACCUCCUUCGAGGCCAUGCGGGACAACCCCACCACCAACUACAGCAUGGUGCCCUCCCACCUCAUGGACCAGGGCAUCUCCCCCUUCAUGCGCAAAGGCACCGCUGGAGACUGGAAGAACCACUUCACCGUGGCCCAGAGCGAGCGCUUUGACCAGGACUACGCACAGAAGAUGUUGGGCACCGACCUGUGCUUCCGCACCCAGAUCUGA
Messenger RNA from Nipponia nippon (crested ibis), 912 nucleotides. NCBI's taxonomy places the organism in Eukaryota, Metazoa, Chordata, Aves, Pelecaniformes, Threskiornithidae. The record is from RefSeq and is a predicted model, not a curated record.